Chara braunii is the source of this 2155-nucleotide messenger RNA. The record is from the annotation of a GenBank genome assembly. Lineage: Eukaryota; Viridiplantae; Streptophyta; Charophyceae; Charales; Characeae.
CCCAAGCUACUGAUUCCCUUGUCGUCCCGCAAACACAUUCAGACCCAUCGACCCUUUGUUCGAUGAAUGUGUUUGAGUCCUUAGAGGAGCUAGAGGAGGAGUGGUCUAGAUUAGACCCGCUAGCUUCUUGGACGGCACUAGCUAAAGGCCCGAAGGGUGAGAUGUUCGUCAGCGAGAUAGUCAUAGGCGGUCGCAAGGCCGGGGCCUAUUAUGACACUUGCUCGACACGAAACUUUAUUAGUCGCGCGUGUGUUGAGAGGCUGCGUUUACAGGGGCAAGUGCAGCGCCUGAGUCGACUUGUGGAGUCGACCUGUGCCAACAAACAGCGCAUGGUAAUCCAUGACUACCUCUCUGUAGCACAGCCCCAGCUUGACUGGGACCGAAAAGUGGUCAAGCACACUUUGCCAGGUGGAGGGACCGCCAGAUUACACAAGUUCAAAGCUAGUAGUCUGAUCGAUUCCCAUGGAUGCAUGUGUGCGGCCGCGUUCUAUAACUACUAUAAGCAACAUCAGGAGGAGGGUAUGUACUUAGUAUAUGUCUCUGCUGCAGGCGAGCCGGUGAAAAUGCCGCCGGAGAUAGAGGGAGUAGUUGCCAAGUACCCUGAUCUAUUUGAAGAGCCAACAGGGGUUGUUGAUAGGGAGGUCGUCCACGCGAUAGAGAUUAUCCCAGGGUCUAGUAUUCCGAAGGGUAGGAUCUAUCGGAUGUCUCCAGGCGAGCUUGAUGAGCUACGCCGCCAACUCAAGGAACUCAUAGAGAAGGGUUGGAUCCGGCCGAGUGUCUCUCCUUACGGAUCUCCAGUACUAUUCGUACCUAAGAAGAAGGAGGGCACUCUCAGGAUGUUCAUUGACUAUAGGGGCCUCAAUGCCAUCAUUGUGAAGAACAGAGAGCCCCUACCGUGCAUCGAUGAUCUGUUAGAUAGAGUGCAAGGGUGUCGGUACUUCAGUAAGAUAGAUCUGAAGUCCGGGUACCAUCAAAUUGCAAUCCGGCCCGAGGAUCAACACAACACCGCAUUUCAGACCAGGUACGGUCUGUACGAGUUUGUGGUGAUGCCUUUUGGCCUUUGCAAUGCUCCUGGCACCUUUCAGCACACUAUGAAUCAGAUAUUCCAUGACUACUUGGAUAAGUUUGUCGUCGUGUACCUCGAUGACAUACUUAUUUUUAGUAAGACUAUCGAGGAGCACGUAGCACACUUAGACAAAGUUCUCAGUCUCCUGCGACAGCACAAGUUUAAGAUCAACGGUGAAAAGUGCGAGUUUGGCCGCACCCAUAUCUUGUACUUGGGUUAUGAGAUCUCCGCGGAAGGGUUGAAGCCCGAUGACGCGAAGGUGGCCAGCAUUCGCGACUGGCCACGUCCUCAGUCUGUGACUGAGAUGAGUUCUUUCUUAGGAAUGACAGGCUAUUAUAGAACUUUCAUGAAGAACUAUAGCAUAGUGGCGGCUCCUUUGACUGAUCUGACCCGCCUUGACACCCCAUGGGAGUGGACAGAUAAGUGCGAGGCUGCUUUCAGACAUCUGAAGCAUGCAUUAAUGCACUAUGAAGUCUUGAAACUUCCUGAUCCUGACAAGCCGUUCAUAGUCACCACGGAUGCCAGCCAAUACGGCAUUGGCACCGUGCUCGCGCAGCAGGAGGGGUCAAAGUUGAGGCCAGUUGAGUACAUGUCUAAGAAAAUGCCAUCUCAAAAGUUGGCUAAGUCCACUUAUGAGAAGGAACUCUAUGCGGUGUACAAGGGUCUCACCCAUUGGAGACACUAUCUCCUUGGGAGGUUCUUCAUCCUCAGAACUGAUCAUCAGACCCUGAAAUGGAUGAGAACCCAGCCGGUACUCUCUGACGCUCUCAAGGGUUGGAUCGAAGUCAUUGAGCAAUAUGACUUUGACCCUCAAUAUCUAAAAGGGGAGUAUAACAAGGUUGCUGACGCCCUGUCGCGUAGACCAGACUUCUUAGGUGCGCUGAUUACUGAGUUCAGUCUCACGGACAAUGUUACUCAAUCUUUGGUGGAAGCCUAUCGCAAGGACCAGUUUAUGUCUGAGAUCAUACGCAGACUUGAGGCGAAGGACAAGAAGACGUCCGCCGAGUUUGAGUUGGUUAAUGGCUUGCUGUUCCUUGAGAAGGCAGGGAAUAAAUGAUUGUGUGUUCCCAAUAGUGAGUCUUUACGUAG